AGAUUGUUCUAAAUUUGUUCACAAAUCAAUAGUGUUUAAGCAGUGAAGUUGCUAGCUAUUUAGCUUGUAGGGUGGUGUACAGGCCUCAUUUGCCAACAAAGUUAGUGAGACAGCCUUUAUUUGCUGACAAGUUUGAAAAUUCACCGAAAAAGCAUACACAUAUGGCAAAAGUCCUUGUUUUUGAGAUAAAACAUUGUUCAAAACUACCAUUUCUAGUAGCUCAGUCUUAGCUUGUUCUUGAUUUGUUCUCAACUUUCGAUCAUUUUCGAGGCUUGUGCUCUUAUUAAAAAAUACUUAUAAAAAAGACUGUAAUCUCUAGAGCCAAAGCUCUAGUCAGACGAUCUAACAUCUCGUGCAAAAUUUUCGAGUAUUUAUGAAAACAAACUGAGAUCCAAUCACUGGUCAAACAAACUUGGUGCCUUUAAGACUCUCUGAGAUUUACCAUGAAAAGAUCUGGUUAAAUGAAAGGGCGAAGAAGAAGGCUCAAACGUGAAUAUUCGACAAAAAUAUGACUAUUCAAAAAGAUGCAACAAAUGCUAAAAGACCUGGACCGAGGUUACAGCAUUCCAGGGAAGAUAUAGAUACAGCACUUAGGGCAUUUUUAGAUUCUGCGCAGCAUUGUGAAUCUGAAUCUGUGUAGCAUCGCACAACAAUACUAUGCGUUUAAAUGUUUGCUUAGGUUGAAAGCAUAAAAUUUUUAACUGGUGAUUCUAUCUAACAUCGUUUUGAAUUUAAUAUCAUUUUUCGAUUUGAUAUCAUGUUAUUUUGUCAACCAUAAAAAUGCUGCAAAUAUACAGAUCAAAACUCGACAUGCAAUUCCGUCCUUUCCGUUUUACCGUUUGGCAUUGGCCUGAAAUUAUUUGAUCUGAGGAUUUCCGUGUUUGUCAAAUCCACAUUGGAAAUAACAAGCUACAACUUAUAGAGUAUUUUUUUCGUUCCAAUUCUUUUCUGGUUGACCAAUGCUUAUGUAGACAGAUAAAACACUAAAGACCAUUAACUGCCUACCCUACCCUCGUGUUUCCGUCCACUAGAGACAGUUUCAAGGUAUUUGCAAAAUUCAUUAAGUGAUCUUCUAGACAGUUUCAAACAUUGGACUAUCCACCGAUAUGAUUUGUCACAAUUUGGGAGAAAAAAGGGGACCUGGAUUCCUUCAAGAAAGUGUUCAUUUCCUUAGACGUGGAAACUCAAUGGAACCAGGGAAUAAAACAUAUGAUAGAGCCUUUUAGGACAUGGCUUUACAUUCCAUCUACAAGAUCACCUCACCCCUUUGAGUUAAUGGCGCUGCUCCUGUAGGUUAUUCACUUCUUUUUUUCGAAAAGGAUGUUCGCUGAAAUAAAGAGUUUCAGCCUUUCAAAGGGUUGCGCUUUUUGAAAGAAUUCGCGAGUAUAACCAAGGCGCUUUUUUACAUCCCUUUUCAAUAUUAGUUUCCCCUAGCCUAUUCUGAAUGAGUGCAGCUAUAUUACCUAUGCUUUUACUAAAAUGGAUCACUGUACAAACAGAUAAUCAAAGAAUAUGUCACGGGGACGACAAAAUAUUUGAAUGGCUGCGCCCUCCAAACCCAUGAUAAAGUUAGAAUACACUUAUCUUUCAAAUGCUGUGAAAGUUUUUAGCUAUCUUUCUUAAGCAAGGUCUCAAACACAGGCAUCGUGGUUAAAUUUGAAGAUAUAUGGUAGAAACUAUUUCUGAAUUGGUUCAAGUGAAACAGUAAAAUAUUUUUCGAAAAUUUUAAAUAUAUCACUGGAGAGACUUUAGCUUCAUCAUGCCAUAAUUAUCCUUUAUUAAUGCACAAAUGUAACUCGAUUCUUCACUUCUUAGAGUGACUAGGAGGGGGAUAUUCCCUAUCUUUCCACGUCCGUUAAUUUUAAACGAAGUCAUGAUAUCCAGAAAGCUGAAGAAAACAUUUAUCCAUGGAUAUGUAACAUUGUUUUGAGGCUCAAUAUUUGGAAUUUUUCAAGCUGCAGCUGGUGUCUGGGUGUCAGCAAAAUAUUGCUGACAUGGACACACGGAAAGUAGGAAGUCCCCCUUAGGGGAAGCAAAUCGUUCAGAACUACACGGAAGCGAACUGUUGACUGAGAUCUGUUAGAGCAGCUGUCACAGAUGCGCUGUUUAAAACUGCCGUAAAAUAGAGCAAACAAUUAAACAAGUAAACAUUAAAUAUUAGUAGCAAAUUUAUAUGUGGGCUUAUAUCAAACACAAAUAAAAAUUUCCACUAAAAUUUUACUGUUCUAUAUUUGAUCUAGAUUAAUUUCAGAAAACAGGAGAUUCACUUUUUAUUAGUAAGAAAAAUAGCGUAAUUAUCUCGACAUAAAAUUUGCUGUUGUGGUGAUUUAGAAACAAACCCUGCCAAUUCACUGCCUUUGUUUAUUUUGCUUGAGUAUAUAAAACGGUUGCUAUAGCUAGUGAGCAAAUUUCGCUGAAGAUAGAGCUGAAGCAGAAGCAAAGUUCACAUCGAAACUUAGAGAAAAGGAGGAUAAAUUCCCUUGUGGUUGAAAUGCAAACCCUCCCAGUCUUAGCUGCAACUGUCUUGCUUUCUCUUCUGGUUCGCAAUGGAAGUUCGAGCUCCUUCCACUUGCCAGUCAAAGUAGUCGCGGUAGGCUUGGACAACCACUUGUACACCAAACGCAAUUUCUCUACCUCAAACAGUUGGAUAAAAAUCCCAAAAAGCUGUUGCGUCACAAAAAUCCAUACUCUUAGGAACGGUGCAAUUGUUGGAGUUGGAAAAAACAAGCAUCUAUAUUUGAAGAGGUCUCUUUUCUCUAAUUGGAGGCGCGUUCCCAAGUCAUGCUGUGUUUCAGAUGUAACAACUAUGAAGUACAAAGGUGCCCGUGUCUUCAUUGGUUUAGGAGCUGGCGGAAAAAGGCUGUAUGUGAAGAAAACUCUUAGAUCAAAUUGGAAAAGGUCUUUUAAGACUCUUAAAUUGAUUUCAAUUGCUGGUGCCGGGAAGAAACUGUUUGGCUUAUCGGAUAAGAAAGAUGUUUUAAUCCGUCGCCGUCUCAAAGGUAGAUGGGCACCUGUACCUCGGGCGAGUGGUAUUGUCGAUAUCUUUGUAACCAAGAAUAAACUGUAUGGUAUCACAGCCGACCAUCGUGUAAGAGUAAGGAACCUAAAGAGAUGGCACUCUAGAUGGAGGAAACUAAAAGGAACUUGCUGUGUGAAAUCUUUUGCUUUGGUUAAGAGACCAGUCAAUGCAAGCAUAAAGCUGAUCGGCGUUGGGAAGAACUAUCAACUUUAUUUUAAGCGGCACCUAAGCUCCUCAUGGGGACAAGUGAUCAGCAGCGGAUUUAUAAAGACUAUCACCACUCUACGUGAUGGUAGAUUGGUUGGCAUCGGAAUGGAUUUGAGUCUUUAUUACCGAGACUUUUUAGGGGAAGCCUCAUGGAAGAAAAUUCCCAACUCUUGCUGUGUUAAAUCGGUAACUGAGUUGAAGAACGGCAAACUAGUUGGGGUUGGUACCGACAAUCACUUGUGGGAGAGACCCGCCUUGGAAGGCAAGUGGACCAGAAGAGUGAAUAAUUCUUGCUGUGUAACAGGGAUAACGACCAUGGGUGAUGGAUCUCUGGUUGGAAUUGGGCUUUUUGGAGGAUUGUACCAAAGAUUGUCCUUGGAAUCAGCCUGGAAAGGGCCCUUGGGAAAUUCGUUAGAUGUCAAGCUAAUUGACAUCAAGUAUUCGUUUGGCGAUGGGUUACUUUACGGAGUCACAAAUCUUUACAGAGUUGUGAAGAAGGCAUGCCCAAGCGUCGAUACCUACUGGGAAAGCAUUUCAGCAAAUGACUGCUGUGUAUUUAGCAUUGCAGUCAGAUAAGAAGAAAGAGGAACGAAAAGUUAUUCAAGUGCUGGACACACUUUGUAUCUGUUAGCUGAGCUGCAUUGGUAUAUAUAAGUACAAAAUGGCAGUUUUGAAUAUUUUCAUUUCUUCUGCUGAAGAAAAGGUGGGGUCUGGCAUUGCUUUGUAUUUUAACAACCCAUUGAGAAAUGUCAAAAAGCAGCAAGAAGUUCCAAACACUGUGUUGUUCUCCACUUUCAUCGUUCUAAAAAGUAACUGCAUCGCCAGUUCUGAUAAUUCCUGCUCGCUGAAAAUUGCCAGUGGGGAUUGAAGGAGAGAUGCACUGUAAAGCAGAUUCCUUCAAGUGCCAUUUUGCUUUUCUAUUUUAUGAAAUAUUCCUUCAAGUGCCAUUUAGAUGCACUUUUAUAUUUGUCUUUCUUUGGGAACCGUCUAAAAGAUUAAAAAUGUCUUAUGACAACUUUCUCAAUACUAAGGGUUUUGCGCACUACUUAAUGGAAUAAGUCAAUUUAAUGGGGCUGAGAUGAGAAGGGCAUAUCCGCAUGUGCUAGCUGAUAAGUUCAAAAAUCAUCAACAUAAUUUUUUCUAUGUUUUUAAGCAAAUAUUGGUUUCUUAUAGUUGAUACAGUAUGAAUUGCUAAAUUUGGAAAAUUUUCAGGAUUUACGCAACAGUAUGGCAGUAUUUGAUGAGAUUUCGCAUGUACAUAAUCAUUUCAGGCACUUUUCCGCAUGCAAAUGUUCCAGUUUUGACUGUAAGGUGUGCAAACACAAGUUUUGUAUAAUAAUGCUAUUUUAAAUUCGGUGUGCAAUUUCAGAUUUUGACGUGCAUACCUACACUGAUCUCAUGCGCACAACAGCUAUACUCUGCAGGCUGGUUUACGCAAUUGUUGUGUUUCCUACGUCUGGUUACGGCUUUCUUAACUGAAAACACGAAACACGUAACUGAUGUGGGUGUAGGGGAAUGUGACUUACAGGCUUAGUACUGCUUACACAACAUAGGCCAAUUACGCUGAUGCACAUUGAAUUAACAAAAUGAUUCCAGGAUGUUGCAGAGGAUUCACUUUGACCACACCCCAAAAGGAACCACCGUAGGUAUGUUCAAUUUUAGCUAUCCAACAAUCGAAACGCGAUGGUUUUCUAAUAGCCUGAAUUUGAAAAAGAGUUUUCUCAUCCUGUUCGAAUUAAUUGCCAUGGUUGUGAUUACAAUGCCUAAACUUGAUUUCUUCAAGUUUUGACGACAAGUUUGUAAUCUUCUUUUACUUAACACAUCGAAAUGCCGAUACGGCGAUCGCCAUAUUGUCACACGACCCUAUUGCUAUUGCGUUGCUGUUGCAAGCUCAUACGGACAUAGACGGACACAGCCAUAAUUUUGUCUCAAUAUAUCAUCAUUAGUGUAGAUUAUAAUGUACAAUAGUACACAAUUUCAGCGACGAAGCUGGAACAAGCUUCUUUACUAAGGGCACAAUGGGUCUGAAAUUGCUCCAUAUGUAUAAACCCCCGUUCACACUUUUGACGCGCAAAACAUCUUUGGUUGUAUAACAACACCAACAACAUCAGACUUAUCAGGUCUGUUCCCGCCCCAACAUUAAUUUUGAAUGAUUGACCAAAUUAUUGUUCGAAUCAUAUGUCGAUUUAGAUAUGUUUUUGGGACAUUAAGCCUUUUAAUGUGGUUUUUAUGGCUUGUUCUUAGGGUGUUCUUGGGGUGUUCAGUAUUUUAGAAAUCUCUUUGAAUAUGCCAACAACGGCAACAGCAUAUGUGCUUUCUGGCACGCCAAAUCUCAACCAUUUUAAAGUGGAAAAUUCACAAUGGACGGAGGGCUGUUACAAAAAAGUUUCGCGAUUUAAUUUCAAUUAUUUUCAUUCAUAAUAAUGCCAAUUUGAUGUGGAUUCGUUAAGGCCUGUGCUCAAAAAUGAGGCCACCAGAAGUGUUUUUGUUGUAGCAGUGUUAACACUUACUGUAUUCGCAUCGUAUUUAUUUGAAAACGGAUCAGUGUAGUGUUAACUGACAUCGUUUUCACCAACGAAAACGGAGAAUGGAGCAGUAUGAACGUGGCCUCAACCUGUAAUACACUUAGCUAAUACACCUAUUCUUUCGAGUGUUCUGGUUCAAAUUCUCAAACUAGAUUCUAUGACGUCUUCAUUAUAGAACCCUAUAACAGUUUCUUGAUGCGAUGUCUAUAACCAUGGUUUGCAUUGUUGGUAGCAACUUAUUAGCUGAAUCGCCACCUGUUCUCGGUCGCGAUGUUGGAUGAAUCGCCAAGGGUUUUAGUUGAGUUCAGACACAUGUUUAUCUUGUUAGUAGUUCAAAAUACAUGCUUCAAUAAAGGCCCAUUUAAUUGAACGCUUCAAGAUUAAUGAACCCUGCAAAUAGGUUCAUGAUAGCAGUCUAGACUAUAAAAUGUUCGAUACAGUUUAAUCAUGGCUAUAUGAAACUGCUUCCCGUACCUCAAAUAAUUGCCAAACAAGGCCCCCUACAACAGACGCAAGAACCGCAAAGCAUAUUACAGAUUGUGUGGGCUAAAACUUUUUUAAAGGGGGGUAAAUGGUUUUAAGUUUAUUAUGAAAGUAUUUUGGGGGAGGGGGCUAGAGCCCCCUUAGCCCAACGCUUACGUGGUCCCUGAAUAGAUCAUUGAAAAAGGGGAAUCAGCAAUGCAUUGCUGUUCGUUCAGCUCUCCCUUGCAGCAAUAGGAAUUCCAUCUAAACAGGGCUUUUGCAAGAAACAUGUUUGUAACAGGUGGUUGUAUCCUAUGCUCCUUUAAAUUGAACAUGGUUAUAGAAUACAGCUACUCCUUCAGCAUUAUUGAAUAAAACUUUCGUUUAACAAACGACAGCAAUGACGAUAAACUCGCCAGAUGUUGUGAAGCUCGACUUUUGGUCAGGAACAGCAGUGCAUUGUUUUUUUUCUAGCAUGUUAUGUCGUCCGUAGGUAUGUGAAGGUUUGUAGUAUGCUUCGCUCGAACAAUUUGUAUAAACUCAAAGCCAUACUAGCUGGCCUAAUAUUUUGCGCUGUGUACAUACUAAUACAAAAUGGAGCCCUUAUCGAGGAGGAAAAUCACGUAAUUAGGGGACAACAAAGCCGACUGAGAACUGGAUUUUCAUUGGAAAAGUUGGAAACAAGACCCCCAGAGAAGUAUUCUGGGAAAGAUCCUCUUAUUUUCCUACAGACAAAGAAGAUCCAUAGCUCUUUGAUGUACAAUGAGCCAUGCGAACUGACCAGAGAUCCUGCAAAGUUUACGGAAAGUGAUGCAGUAGUAUUUCACGGAAAAGAUUUGCCAUUACCUGAAAAUUUCAUAAAACUGCGAUCAAAGCCGCUACUUGCAGGUCAGCUUUGGGUUUACUUCAAUUUAGAAAGCCCUAAGAAUACGCGGAAGGUACUUUCAAACGAAAUGCUGUUUAACCUGACCGUAACACCACAGCGAAACUCAGACAUUGUCCAUCCGUACGGGUAUCACAGCAAGACUAUGGAAAGCCGGCCUAAAAAAGUAGAUGUUAAAUCAAAAACAGGUUUUGUUGCCUGGUGUGUGAGCAACUGCGCCGUGCGUUUCCGAAACGAUUUCGUGCAUCUAAUGCAAAGAUACGCCCGCGUCGAUGUUUUUGGAAAGUGCAGUAAGGAUUAUGGCCCUGUGAGGAUCUGCAAUCGUAAUACGGAAGAAUGCGAGCAAUAUCUAUCACGGUAUAAAUUUUAUCUUGCUUUUGAGAACUCGCUUUGCACAGAUUAUGUAACAGAGAAGUAUUGGGGAGCGCUUCAACGGGGGAACGUUCCAGUUGUUAUGACAGCAAACGUGGAUACCUUGAUACCAGGGUCAUUUAUCGAUGCUACGAAAUUCGAAACUGUUCAAAAGCUAGUCAUGUACCUCAAUUAUUUACACAAACACGACGAAGAAUAUUUGAAGUAUUUUGCGUGGCGAGAGAGAUACGAAAUUGAUUAUGAACCGGGAGAUGCGCGAAGAGCUGACAUAUGGCUACCGCAGCUUUGUGACUUUCUAUUAGAUAUGGAUUGGUCACAAAAAAGAAUUGUAAAUCUAUCCAAAUUUUACAGUGUUGAGGAAAAUUGUCCAAAGGAAAAAGAAAAUAAGAUUAUCAGGAUAAUAAAAAGAGGAGUCUAGAUAUAAAGAUUUGUAACCUACUUAUUAGGUAUCUGUUGCUGUUGAAAACUGUAAAGAAUUAUAUUUACGAACCCACGUGUUUAUAUCGACGACAUUUUCACUGUAGCAGCUCGACACAGCUACUCGUGUUAAUCACUUCCAGCGAAGUUCAUAUUCGUUUACGUGGGAAAACAAACUAAAAAGCGAAAGCCUUUGCUUUGCCACUUUUAAAUUUUGCAAGAAAGCAAAGAUAUUUCAAAUGGAAAGCCAACUACAGUAGCAAACGUCAUCAGCAUCAUUUUCAGAUGUCGCCAUUUUGUGAUGCAGAAAGGGUAUCCAACUCCUUGGUAAGAGUGUCUCAGGAGGAAAAGUUAGGUUCUAAAAUCUAAGCGUUAUUAAGGCUCUUCCUUGCAAAACAGUGUCUUGGUUUAAAGGAGUCAUUUUUUGUCGGAGUAAUUUGUUCAGUGGCUUCGGAGUCUUCAAGUGACUGGCGGCUCUCCUUUGUUAUCUGCGUUCUCUCUGUAAGCCCAACAGGGACCUCUUGGAUAAGCAAUCUAAAACAGUAAGAAUAUUUCUGACCUGGAAUAUCUUUUCCUGUUAUUUUGUUCUAUGUCUUGCGCCAAUUAAUAGUCAAUGAAAGAACAAUUAUCUUAACGGCAUCACUUUUACAGGAGAAAACGGGAGAAAACCUACUUGAUUUCUGAAAUGAAAAAUUAAGCUUUUGCAAGAAUUGCAAUAGUCUGUAAAAGUGGAAGUGACAAUGGGUACUGUGUCAUUGACAAAAGCGAGCUUAUUUAAAUUAUUGUUCAUUUUUGUCUUUUGCUAUGGCUUUCCUAUUUCGGUCCCUGAUAAUGUGUUUUUAUGAAGCAAUAUCUUCAUACCUUUCUAAUUGAUAUUAGAUAAAAGUGGCUUCAAAAACAAAAGGUUUUGAUAUCUUAGGCAUAGGCGUACGGAGUGAGU
Rhopilema esculentum is the source of this 8825-nucleotide messenger RNA. NCBI's taxonomy places the organism in Eukaryota, Metazoa, Cnidaria, Scyphozoa, Rhizostomeae, Rhizostomatidae. The record is from RefSeq and is a predicted model, not a curated record.